UGAGACAUAUAGCCUCAUAAUAAGUACAAUGAUUCUCAGUCUUACAGAGCCACCUACUUCUCCAUCUGCUCCAACGAUAAUUUCACAACAAAACCAACCCAACUCCUCCAUUAUAUCACUCUGGAAUGGGACUCCCCCUCCUCUACUGGUAGAGUGUCUGUCAGCUAUGUCCUCACCAUCUCUCCAACACCUCUCUCCGGAUCACCAGUCACCGUGGAGACCACCUCAGCACAGAUAACUGUUUCCUACAACACUCCCUACAAUGUGACAAUCAGAGCUGUCAACUGUGCAGGAUCGAGCAGUGAUGUGAUGGUGACAAUUCCUUUUAUUGUUACCUGCCCCUCCAACCCAACACCUGCCGAUCGAGUGACCAUUAAUAGUGCUCCACCACUGCCUGCACUAGUAGGAUCAACUCUUAGCUUCACUUGCAAUGGACAGAUGGUACCAGCAACCUGUGAGAGUAAUGGACGAUGGUCACCUGACCCCACCACAUACGUCUGUCUCUCAGAUCUCACCUGUGGCUCUCCUGCUGCACCAUCCAAUGGCAGUGUGGACGUCAGUGGUGGGACACCACCCUUCUCACUGGGUUCAGAAGUCACCUAUCGCUGUGACGAUGGACUGUUCCCCCUUGAUGUAAGGACCAGCAUAUGCACUGAUGUGGAGGGUAGGGGAAAGUGGGUGCAGAAUCCUGGGAGCUUGUCAUUUUCUUAUAUAGUCAACUGCGCUCUUCCUACUGAGCCUUGCAAUGGUGCUAUAGUUGAGUAUGAGAGGUUGAACGAGACAGUGUUGGAGGGAACAGUGCUGACCUACCAGUGUGACAAUGGAUUCUCACUGACUGGACCCAACACCAUCACUUGCACUAAUGCUGGAGUCUGGAGCACUGAGCCUGAGGCAAUCAUGUGUGUAGUGAUGUAUCUUUUCUUUCGUAAGAAAGCAGUGUACUUCCCAGCAACUGAAGGACAAACUAACGCAGCGUCCACUGCACCAGCUGGUCCUGUUUAUGAGGAGGUGUCACCCAAAGAGGAGAUUAAACUCAACACAAACCAGGCGUAUGGACCAUUAGGACGGUGA
Halichondria panicea is the source of this 1071-nucleotide messenger RNA. RefSeq names its product E-selectin-like. The record is from RefSeq and is a predicted model, not a curated record. The transcript is spliced from 5 exons. Bases 310 to 1071 code for a protein of 253 amino acids. NCBI's taxonomy places the organism in Eukaryota, Metazoa, Porifera, Demospongiae, Suberitida, Halichondriidae.